This is a messenger RNA of Eublepharis macularius, 828 nucleotides long. RefSeq names its product programmed cell death 1 (gene PDCD1). The record is from RefSeq and is a predicted model, not a curated record. The transcript is spliced from 5 exons. Gene Ontology annotation, cellular component: membrane; external side of plasma membrane. Gene Ontology annotation, biological process: positive regulation of T cell apoptotic process; negative regulation of immune response. The coding region runs from base 4 to 795 and encodes 263 amino acids. NCBI's taxonomy places the organism in Eukaryota, Metazoa, Chordata, Lepidosauria, Squamata, Eublepharidae.
GUCAUGGAGAGCCUGCAGCUGGCGGUAAUGAUUGAAACGUGGGCGCUGCUGCUCGUGUUCAGGUCUGCACCGGUGGUCAACCAAUCGGUGACCUGCUCGCCGUUACGCCUAACGAAACCUGUAGGAGACGCUGCCGUAUUCACGUGCCAAUUCUCCAACGUGGAUCAUUCCGAAUAUAAUCCGAACUUGUACAGGGAAUGUAAUGAAAGCCAGCGAAUGAAGAUCACCGAGCUAAAAGAAAACAAGGACAGUGGAAAGUACAACAUUUCUCGUGUGGGUUCCUCACACGCCUUUCAGGUGAAGAUUCUGGACCUACAGAAGAAAGACGCGGGGAAGUAUUGCUGCGUGCUUAUAUCGAUGUCGUCUUCCCAGACGGUGACUGAAAGCCACAGGUGUAUCCUCACAGUGACAGAAAGAGCCAACACUACAAUCGAACCUGACAUGCAGGAAAAAGAGGAAGAGUAUGACAGCGGAGAGAAUGGCAAAGGAAUGCCUUUUGCUUUCAUUGGUGGAGCUGGGCUGAUCUUGAGUCUUGGAAUUUUGGGCAUCUUCCUCUUUAAUGCUAUCAAGGGAAAACAAGGGGAACGGACGCCACCGGCUGAAAAUGCCCCCCUGGACGAAGAGUCUCCUGCAGCCAACGUUUUCACUGUGGAUUAUGGGAUCCUGGAAUUCCAUGGAAAAGCCCCUCCUAAGCACCCUCCGGCAGAGAAGACCGAAUAUGCCACCAUCGUGUUCCCCACGUGCAAGAAGUCCAAAAAGCAGCGGUACUGCCUGAGCAGAACACAGCUGCACUGAAGCACCGGAGGAAAGAGGCCCCCCUUGCCAACU